AUGUCGGACGACGACGGAGGCCUAGCUCCUGACCCUAAUUCGAGAUCAGAUGUGGGAUACGAUCGAGCAAAUGAGAUUCCACGCAGAAGCAGCAUCGACAGUGCACAGUGGCGCCAAAUACUCGACGCGCAGAACGAGCAAAUUCGCGCGCUUAUCGCUGCUUUAAACCGCCCGCUACCCGCCAAAAACCACGUGGUUUUCCCAGAAUUUGAUCCAGACAAACGCGAGGUAAAUGCGCUGUCAUGGUGCGCCACCGCCGACGUCUGCAUGACAGAUACGCCGUUAGAAGGAAGCCAGCUCGUCGUCGCUAUCAGCAAGGCUCUUAAAGGUACGGCGUCUACUUGGCUAUCGCAAAUAACCUACCAAGGUAUAACAUGGCCGGAAUUUAAAGAACUGUUUACGGCGAGGUUCGCUCCAAAUGAGACCUUGGCUGCCACACUAAUUAAUCUUGGCUCAGAUAAGCCAAGUGAAAAGGAGAACUAUGGGACUUACGCCAGCCGCAUUAUGUCGUCUCUAAUGAAUCGCUUCAAGAAUGUGGAUUCGGAGCAAAUUAUUGUACAAAUCGUACUCGCACAUUUAGCUCAAUUUGACGUACGUCUUCAGCGACUUGCUUUUACCACGGAAAUAACUUCUCGUUCUGAGCUACAAAAAGAGCUACAAGCCUUUGUCUAUCUAAAGCGGAAAGCGCCAAUGACUGAUGAGAAGAACAGCAUGGAGAAUGCCAAACGCCCUAGACUAUCUACUGCACCAAUCAAAUGUUACACUUGUGGACGACUAGGACACAAACAAUCAGAAUGCAGGCAGAAAAACAAGGAUACGAGGACGACAGCUAGUACCCCUGCCGCCACAUUUGCACGUGCGGGCCCCCGCUCGUCCACGAGCGGACCCCCGGUCUGCUUCAAGUGCGGCACACCGGGUCACAUCGCGAGUCGCUGUACUUCUGGCACCGCGACCACGACCGCCGGCAGCGGCGCGCAGCAGGCGCCCGAACGACGUGUCAACCUUUGCGAGGUUGAGCCCCCGGCCGGUUCCCUAACCCACCUUGGUAAGCGUUUUGAAUUUCAUUUUGAUUCUGGAGCAGAGUGUUCUUUAGUUAAAGAGACUGUUGCGUGUAAAUUGAGAGGAAAACGGGUACACAAUACUGUAUCGCUUGUUGGUAUAGGCAACAAAAAGGUGAACAGUGUGGAACAAAUUUUUUGUUUAAUUGAGAUUAGUGACUAUCCAACCGAAAUCUUAUUCCAUGUUUUGCCAGACGAGUACCUACGCAGUGAUGUGAUGAUAGGUCGCGAAAUCCUAAGUAAAGGUUUUACUGUCAGUUUAGGUGCUAAUCAGUUUACUAUUUCUAAGUCAUGUACGGUUAAUUCGUGCGUUAACGUAAAAUUAAACAGACAAACAAUUGAUCUAGCAGACAUAAAUACGGACAUUUCACUUGAAGGUAUAAAAACACUUGUUCAGUUGUUAGAAAAAUAUUCCCAUUAUUUUACGUGCAAAUUUCCAACUACCCGCGUUACAACGGGUAAGUGUGAGAUUCGCUUGGCUGACCCUACCCGUACCGUGCAGCGCCGCCCCUACAGGUGUUCACCAGCAGAGAGCGAGAUAAUGCGUGAGCGACGAGCAAUAGUUGAGGCUUUAGGUGAGCUAGUGUACUCUUACGUCAUAGUCUACGUUGAUGACAUUUUAAUUUUGUCAGAUACUGAAGAUGAAGGAUUAGAUAGGUUGAGUACAGUGUUGGAAAUUCUGACGAAGGCCGGGUUUUCACUCAAUUUAAAGAAAUGUUCGUUUUUAAAGACACGUGUGGAAUUCUUGGGUUACGAGGUUGAAGCAGGCGAGAUCAAGCCGAAUAAACGGAAGAUUGAGGCUCUGUCAGGGUUACCACCGCCCGAGUCUAUCACACAGCUAAGGCAAUUUAUAGGCCUGGCAUCGUAUUUUCGUCAAUUCGUUCCGAAUUUUUCACGUUUGAUGACACCCUUACAUAGGCUUACUUCGGGCAAAGGUUCUUUCGUUUGGAAAGAAAAUCACGAGCAGAUUCGUCAGCAGGUCAUUUCUAUUCUUACAAAUGAGCCGGUGUUGACGAUAUUUAAUCCAAAGCAUCCAGCUGAAUUACAUACGGACGCGAGUGCAGACGGUUAUGGCGCAAUGUUGUUGCAGGAGGUCGAUGGUAAGCGACGUGUAGUGGGUUACUACAGUAAGCGAACCUCCCCUGCAGAGUCCAACUACCAUUCCUACGAACUGGAAACUCUGGCUGUGGUUAACGGGAUAAAACAUUUCAGAUCUUAUUUGCAUGGGAGGAAGUUUACUGUGGUUACCGACUGUAACUCUCUCAAGUCUUCGCGAGACAAAGUCGACCUCACCCCUCGCGUACAUCGAUGGUGGUGUUUUCUUCAGUCUUUCGACUUCGAUGUUGUUUAUAGAGCAGGAAAGCAGAUGAGUCACGUCGAUUUUCUCUCCCGCAAUCCCUUGCCUGUUGUUUGUGAGCCAGUCCAGAAACAGACUACUAAGGUAAAUGAAAGGCACGUUAAUCUAGCCGAGCUUUCCGAAAACUGGCUUCUGGCAGAGCAGCAGCGAGAUGUGGAAAUUCAGAAACUUAAAACAGCGUUUACUGAGGGAGAGUUGGAGAAUGACAUUGCGAAGACAUACGAGGUACGCAAAGGCGUGCUUUAUCGCAAAAUUCAGCGCAAUGGGCGCACUAAGUGCUUACCUAUCGUACCUAGAGCUCUGAGAUUUUCCGUUGUUACCAAUGUGCAUGACUCCAUCAUCCAUUUAGGUUGGGAAAAAACGCUGGAAAAACUUUAUGACUACUAUUGGUUUGAAGGAAUGUCACGGUAUGUUCGAAAGGUUUUGAAUAAUUGCGUCACUUGUAAAGUAUCAAAAAAAAGGUCAGGUCGAGUUCCAGCUGAGCUUCACCCCAUACCCAAAGUCACUAUCCCAUGGCACACAGUGCACAUAGACGCGACGGGAAAACUUAGUGGCAAAAGUGAUAACAAGGAGUAUGUUUUCGUAAUUAUCGACGCUUUCACAAAAUUUGUUGUUCUUCACCACACGACUAAUAUUGACUCUAAAAGUAGUAUUAAGGCGGUCAAAAACAGCGUUUCACUUUUUGGUGCUCCAGAACGCAUCAUUGCAGAUCAGGGACGUUGUUUUGCUAGUCGUGAGUUUAGAGAGUUCUGCGAUAGUAAAAAGAUUUCUCUUCAUUUAAUAGCAACUGGAUCUUCGCGAGCUAACGGGCAGGUAGAGCGCGUCAUGAGCACACUGAAAUCAAUGUUAACUGCCAUAGAGCUCAGCGAUGACCGGUCAUGGCAAGAUUCGCUAGAGGACGUUCAACUUGCCUUAAAUUGUACGGUUAAUAGGGUCACUCAAGCGAGUCCACUCGAGUUGUUGAUAGGGAAGGUAGCGCGCCCCUUAGAAUUGAUGGCAACCGAUGACGCUCCCGUGGUAGAUAUUUCGGAGGUUAGAAAUCACGCAGCACAAGAGAUAGAGAAAUCUGCCCAGUAUGAUAAGUCGCGUUUCGAUGCUACAAAAGCCAAAUUUAAGAGAUUUUCGGUUGGAGAGUACGUAUUGAUAGAGAACGAAGAACGUAACCAGACUAAGUUAGAUGCCAAGUUUAAAGGUCCUUUUGUUGUAACUGAGGUUCUAGAUAGAGAUAGGUAUACUCUAAAGUCUUUAACUUCUAAACGUAGCUAUAAGUAUGCUCACGAUAGACUGAGGAAGAUGCCGGACAGUCAAGUACCAUCUGAUGUAGAAAAUGUAGAGAGUGAAGUAGAGUGCGAGGGUCUCAGUUCGGCUGGUCAGACCGUACCAGAGUCUUCAUCGUAG
Molecule: messenger RNA, 3813 nt
Organism: Leptosia nina
Lineage: Eukaryota; Metazoa; Arthropoda; Insecta; Lepidoptera; Pieridae
Source: the annotation of a GenBank genome assembly